AUGACAACAAUAAACCAAUUAUCUAAAAAAAAUAUUAGAAAAAGAAAAACUAGAAUAACUGCAGGAUCUAAAUUUUUAAAAAAUCAAGGUUUAAUUAAUCCUCAAUUAAAGGGAGUUUGUAUUAGAGUUUUAACAAGAAAACCUAAAAAACCUAAUUCAGCUCAAAGAAAAAUAGCUAAAGUUAAAUUAACAAAUGGUUUAAUAGUUGAUGCAUUUAUACCUGGAGAAGGACAUUCUUUACAAGAACAUGGUAUAGUAUUAAUUAGAGGUGGAAGAGUAAAAGAUUUACCUGGAAUAAAAUUAAAAUGUGUUAGAGGUAAAUAUGAUUUAGCUGGUGUUAUAGGAAGAAAAACUUCUAGAUCAAAAUAUGGAACUAAAAAACCUAAAACUAAAUAG
Molecule: messenger RNA, 396 nt
Organism: Monosiga brevicollis MX1
Lineage: Eukaryota; Choanoflagellata; Craspedida; Salpingoecidae
Source: the annotation of a RefSeq genome assembly